UAUUCAUUUGCUCGUUACGAUAAUACGAUUCACGACCACGACAACGAGUACGACGCGCACGACGGUGCGACGUUGCCGCGUCGCCAUGUUCCCGCCGCCAGAAAAAUUCGACAAGAAAUUAAUAAAACUCGUCCGAGAAAACCCCGUGCUGUAUGAUAAUAAUCAUGUCAAAUAUAUGGACUUUAAUUCACGGGAGGUUGCUUGGCAAAAGAUUGGUGACGAGCUGAAGCGGCCAGCUUCAGAUUGCAAAGACAGAUGGAUAAACAUAAGAGAUGUGUACAGGCGAAUACUACGACAGUUGACAAACAACAAAGGCAGCCGACGCAAGCAAUAUAAAUAUGAGAAAGAGAUGUCAUUCUUAAGGCCAUUCUACCGUGAUAUCGUUCAAAUAAGCGAAGAGGACUCAGAUAGAGGCAGUGAUCAAAUGAACGAUACAUGUGAAGGUCGCGAUAGCUGCGAUGACUCAGAUGAGCCAAUAAAGCCAAAGGUGGAAAAGACAACAGAGAGAAGGCGGAAGAAAAAGCGUGAAGUUAUUGAUAUGCAAGAACAGGAGUCUUCUUCAGUAUUCGCUGACACAUCAGGACCGGCUGAUUUCGAUUCAUCGGAUCCCGUAGAUGCAUUUUUACUCAGCAUUGGGGCGACUUUAAGAACGUUCUCUCCGUAUCAUCUCAAUGUAGCGAAGAGUAAAAUAUUUUCUAUCGUACAGGAGCAUGAUCUUCAGCAAAUUGUUCAAAAACAACGCAACGACACCCCCCACGGACAUGAUAUUAAGCUAUCGUCGUCGGAUAUAUUUAUGCAAUAGUUUUUGUUGAUUAUUUUUAGUGUACCUCAUUUAUUGAUAAGUUACAAUAAGUUUUCUUAUACAUUCGUGAAUGUGUGCAUUUAGAUGCGAAAAUAUUUGUUAUCUGUUUUAAGACCUACUGUAUAAA
Messenger RNA from Zerene cesonia (dogface butterfly), 929 nucleotides. RefSeq lists its product as uncharacterized. The transcript has 2 exons. The coding region runs from base 86 to 802 and encodes 238 amino acids. Gene Ontology annotation, cellular component: nucleus; transcription regulator complex. Gene Ontology annotation, biological process: regulation of transcription by RNA polymerase II. The record is from RefSeq and is a predicted model, not a curated record. Gene Ontology annotation, molecular function: DNA binding. NCBI's taxonomy places the organism in Eukaryota, Metazoa, Arthropoda, Insecta, Lepidoptera, Pieridae.